CAGCCCUCAAGAUGAGACAGAUCCAACAUCCUCAACUCUAAUCAAGGGUAUUUCUACCGACUGGAGAGACGAACAAUACCGCCGGUCAUGGUGCAGAAGCUUCAUCCAAUCAGCCAGAUGCCGGGGUCCCGUGACAUCGUCCCGAGGCACCUCGGCUCUCCGGACGCCCCACAUCCAACCGUUCAGGACCCCGAAGUCGAGACCUCCGCCUCCUCCGCAUUCUCAAAACGUCUCCCUCUGCCAUCCGCAACUCUACUCUCCCCACCCCAACGUCUUCCAUACCUGCUCUCCUCACCAGUUCUUCUUUUCCACCUUCUUCUUCACAUCACACCACACUUUCAACAUGACGGAGCGUCUCAAGUCUAUCGUUUCGCAGAUCUCCCCUGCCAAGUCCGGGUUGAGCGCCAUUACGACCAAGAACCCUGACGACAUCGUCAUCACACUUGCCAUCCGAACACCUCUCACAAAAGCCUUCAAGGGCGGAUUCAAGGACACACCGCUCGAUGGAAUUGUGGUCAAGAUCCUGAAGCAGGUCGUUGCGCGGUCAAACAUUGAUCCCGCACUGGUCGAGGACAUCUGUCUCGGAAAUGUCUCCGACGCCAAAGCCGCAUACUACUGCCGCGCCGCCAUGCUCGGUGCCGGGUUCCCCAACACCACCGCCGGCUCCUCGGUGAACCGCUUCUGCUCGUCCGGCCUCAAAGCCGUGCAAGACAUUGCCAACCAAAUCGCCACGGGAGCCAUCGAAGUCGGUCUCGCCGUCGGCGCCGAGAGCAUGACCGUGGGCGGCGACCGCCUCGAGCGCCCCUUCUUCGACGAGAUCCUCGAGAACCAGGAAGCCGCCGACUGCAUGCAGCCCAUGGGGCAAACGUCCGAGAACGUCGGCAACGACUUCAACAUCUCGCGCGCGCAGCAGGACAAGUUCGCUACCGAGAGCUACAGGCGUGCCGAGGUCGCGCAGAAGGCCGGCUGGUUCGACGACGAGAUUGUCCCGAUCCAGGUCAAGGUCAAGGACCCCAAGACGGGCGAGGAGAAGGAAGUCACACUCACAAAGGACGAGGGCCCGAGAUGGGGAACCACCUUUGAGGGGCUGCAGAAGAUCAGACCCGCGUUCCUGCCCCACGGCGACAAGUCGACGGGCGGAAACUCCUCGCAGGUCACCGACGGCGCGGCCGCCAUCCUGCUGAUGAAGCGCUCAAAGGCAGAAGAGCUCGGGCAACCCAUCCUCGGCAAAUUCGUCGGCGCGACCGUCGCGGGCCUCGCGCCUAGAAUCAUGGGCAUCGGUCCGUCCGUCGCGAUCCCCAAACUCCUCAGCAAAUUCAACCUCACCAUCGACGACAUCGACCUCAUCGAGCUCAACGAGGCUUUUGCCUCCAUGGCCGUCUUCUGCCUGGAAACCCUGAAGAUCGACCACCAGAAGCUGAACGUGCGCGGCGGCGCUAUCGCGCUGGGCCACCCGCUCGGCUGCACGGGCGCAAGGCAGAUUGUCACGGGUCUGAGCGAGGCCCGCAGGCAGAAGAAGAAGAUUCUUUUGACCUCCAUGUGCAUAGGCACCGGCAUGGGCAUGGCUGGUCUGUUCGUCAACGAGCAGGUGUAGUACAUGUUUGAAAUUUGUAUAUAUUGUUGUUGUUGUUCGCUCUAUGUACUGCAUGCAUGUCCUAUUCUCACGGCCGCGAAGAAAAAUACAAAAUUCAAGCUUCCAUCAUGACUAUGCUCUUGACCUGUUGUAUGCUUUGAUUAAACGGUGAUACAUUCAUCCAUCCAUCCAUCCAUCUCAUCGUCCCAACAAAUCCCCACGUCAAAAAAUUCAAUUCCUCACAGCCCCGCCAUCCCCAUCCCUUGAUAUCAGAUUAUCAUCACGCGUCACUGUAGACCAGUUCGUUCAGCUCUAACAACCUUGCAAGAACUCCUGCUUCCCCCCCUUCCCCCUCCCUUGGAAUCUCGUUUCUCCCGUUGUCAUACAGACACCAACAAGAUUUAUAUAUAUAACAGCGCCGGCAUCUUGGGAGAAGGAAGAAAAAUGAAGCAGCUCAUCCUUCUACCUAUAUUUCCAGACCUCCCCCCCCC
This is a messenger RNA of Periconia digitata, 2064 nucleotides long. NCBI's taxonomy places the organism in Eukaryota, Fungi, Ascomycota, Dothideomycetes, Pleosporales, Periconiaceae. The record is from the annotation of a GenBank genome assembly.